This is a messenger RNA of Paramuricea clavata, 3942 nucleotides long. The record is from the annotation of a GenBank genome assembly. Lineage: Eukaryota; Metazoa; Cnidaria; Anthozoa; Malacalcyonacea; Plexauridae.
CAAUGCUACCUCUUUCAGUGACAAUGGUCUUUUUUGUGUUCAAUUCUAGAUUGCCCAGAUGGAACAACUUUCGGCAAGAAAUGCAUAUACAAAUGCAAGGACGGGACAAAAGCAGUUGGUAGUGGUGCAGAACUCUCUGUCACCUGUGAAGCUGAUAGCAUGUGGUCCCCUAUCACAAUCUUCUGUCGUAGGAUCUGCCUCCUUCCCCCCACUCCACCCCACUCUAGGCUUCUUUCGAAGGACUGCCACAAGGGUAAACCGUUCAUGCCAGGCGAGUCGUGCAAGUAUCGAUGCAAGCCGGGGUACCGACCCUCAGGGCUGUAUACCAGAGAGUUGUAUCGGAAGGGUGAUUUUGUCCAGCGGUGUUUAAAGGGCGGCACAUGGACCAACAAGCGUUGUGUUCUUCUAACAUGUCCCGUACAUGACCCGAAGAUUUUCAGAUGGUACAACUGCACGCUGGGCAGUACGUUUGGUAGUGUGUGCAGGCUCGCCUGCCCUGGCGAAAAGGUAGGAGCAUAUUAUAUAUAUCACGAAUCUGUUCUGCCAUCGAGAGAUGGAUUAACUUGAGAGGUGGUCGGGGAUAGGUGGGUAGUCAGAGGGCGCCCUCCCAGACUCAUCAAACAAGGGUGCAAGUGGAGUGUCAAUCAAACCCAUUUUAUGGAUUUGGAAAGGCAAUUAUUAAUACAAAAACAAAAAUAAAAUAGAGACAUGACCAAAGCAACCAAAGCACGAUGAACAAGAGGUCCUUGGUAAUGAUCGACCAAAGAGAUGAUGGACGACCAAAGAGAUGAGGGACGAUCCCCAUUUGUAUACAGACCAUUCAUAAGGAAAACCAUCUUCCCAAGGUCACCUAGACCACAGAAUAGAGACCAUACAGAAGUCUGACUUCCUGUCGGCGCCUAUGAUUUUGGUGUAACCGUCGCAAUGCUGUUGCCAUCCAUGUUGCAAGCCAGUGUGCUUACGAGAGGCAUUCACCCCCCUGAAAAUAUUCAAAACGGCUGACGCUCAGGGGGGAACAUGGCGAGUGCAUUUUGAUGACGAAUCAUUGCGAAUCAUGGCGGACUUCUGUAUGGUCUCUAUUCUGUGCCUGGUAUGGUCUCUAUUCUGUGCCUGGUAUAUAUAUAAAAUAAAUGAAGCAUAAUUUUCUACUUUCAACCCAAUUUUAGGUUCGCGAGGUAAGAUGCGGUGCGGAAGGAAAAUGGGACAAGAAAUUGCAGUUCUGUUCAACGAAGGGAUCAUGUCCUCAGCCAAAUCUCAACGAAGGCAUUCUGUCCAAAGGCUGUGGUAAACAUCCCAGACCUAGGGACGAGUGUGAAAUCACGUGCGGUACAAGAUUAAUGGCGCCUGUUGUCCAGGUACGUAUAAAUGAAUAUUCAAUGUUUAAUGGAGGGGCUUAGCCCCCUCUUUUUUCUUACUUUUUUCAAAGUUGGGGGACUUUAGACCACCUAGUCUAUCGCCUAUGACGAACAUUGUAAAUGAAACUACAUAAUCAAAUGUUAUUUGUUCACCUUGAUAUUUCAGGGCGACAGUUUAAAGAGAGAGGUCAAGGCUAUAGUGUGUUCACCAUUUCUGCAGUGGUAUCCAGAUUUAAGCGCGAUAAGAUGUAUUGCAAAAUGUCAACCUGACUUGUUCCAAGAUGAGUAUUGUGACGGAAUUAACAAUAACGAAGAAUGUCAGUUUGAUGGAGGUGAUUGCUGUGAUCCUGACAGCUCUUGCAGUGGCAAUGACUGUGAAUGCAGAGAUGUGACGUCACCUAAUUAUGGUCCAAUAGCGUCUAGUGGAGAUGAUGACCGGAACUCCAGCUAAUUCUGUGAGAGAUUGAAGCCAAACUCUCGAGUGUAAUUUUUUUACAUUUUAGACAUAAUCAGGAGCCGCUGCGAAAAAUGCGACUACAGCAACCAUGGCAAUUAGCCAUUCCGAAGUUGAUGAGAGGACUGGGGACGAAUGUUAAAAAAGUGCCCAUAUUCAGUAUCGAAACCAGAGCCUGCAAUCCUCUGUGGAGGCUUGCUGCGGCUCUGGGAAACACCAGCGAAAGUCGGGCUCUGAUUGGUUGUUCAAGUAAUAUUACGUAAUUUUACUAAAAGUUCGUAAGGCUCUGCGGAUGAGAGUGAUUUCUCUUUGUGUAUUAUGUUUAAACAUAUCAAUGAAACACACAGCAUAACUUUAAUAAACUUAUUAAACUUCCCUAGCUUCUCGUAUGAAAUCAAUACACUAUUCUGAUAUCGAUAUGCCAAUAACAAAAUUUAGAAAAACAACAGUGCAGCAUUACCAUAUAAGGACAUAAGGUCAUUAUAAGCCAUUGCUUGUAAUAUUUAAAAUAACACAACAAUCCAUGAUUUACCGUAAUUAAACAAGUUAAAAUAAAUCACUACCAGUAUCUUACAACAAUUCAAAACCAUGGUAAGUGUUCUUUGAAGAAUUAAAGUCGUAAUAAGCUUAAACAACGGCAUAAUUCAUGUUUGAAGGCAGUAAUGUCUAUUUAUAAAUGUCGAGCGGAGUACUGGAUCCAAAUGUACUGAUUUUCGUGCAAAAGUCGCCGGUGUUUCCCAGAGCCUAAGCAAGCCUCCACGGAGGAUUGCGGGUUCUGGUUUCGAGAUUGGCCCAAAUUAAGAAAUGAACCAAAUCACUAAAAAGACCACCUCAAAAUUAGUAAGUAUACAAAGUUUGAAGACAUUUACAUGAAUACCCUUCGAACAAUAAGCUUUCGAAAAUCGCGAUAUUUACUAUGAAAUGUACUGUAAUUUUUGUUUUGGGGGACGCGCGUCCCAAAAACAAUAAUUUCACAAUUUUCGAAAGCUUAUUAUUCGAACGAUAUUCAUGGAAACGUCUUCAAACUUUGUAUACUCACUAGUUUUGAGGUGGUCUUUUUAGUGAUUUGGUUCAUUUCUUAAUUUGGGCACUUUUUAACACUCGUCCCCAAUUCACUCAUCGUCCCCAGUUCACACUUCGGAAUGGCUAAUGACCCUGCUUCGUUUCCUGCCAGAGGGCAUACAGUUGCAUUUUUCGCAGCUUUUCCUAAUUUGGUCUAAAAAUUUAUAAAUUUUACACUCGAGAUUUCCAUCUACCAUUCAUCAUUCUGUUCAGACAGUUCGUUGUUGGCCCGUUAUCAUCCAACAGUGUUGAAAUAUUUUAUUGCACUGUUUAUUUUUUAAUAUUUGCGAAAGAAACAGUAAAAAUAUGAUUUCAACAUUGUUGGAUCGAGCUGGGCUUGGAAUAUGAUUGAUUAAGAAGCAUUUUUUUUCAAUGUCACGUAUUUGCAAUGAAAAGUGUUCAAAACCUAAAAUCUUUUUGGCGUUCCUCUCAAAAUUACUUUGUUUUAGCUUUAUUCUCUAGUUUAUAGAGUUAGCUACCUUUUUAAAUGCAUCUGCCGGUUGAGAAACAUAAAAUAAUAAUCAAUGAUGCUUUAAAAUUGACGCCAUAUUUAAGCAAAACUUACUGAACUUCAGACAUCAUUUUCUCUUUGGCGUAUCAUCUAUAAUCUCUUCAUUUUGGCAUUAUUUUACAGAUAAAGCACUGAACAUACUUUUUAAGUUUGUUUGCCGAUUGAGAAACGUAUCGAAAAAUAAAAAAAUUGAAUUUAGUCAUAACCUCAAGCGAUAUAUUAUACGCAUUAGUUUUGAGCGCGUGUUACGUAACAUACAAAAAAAUCUCCUCUUAAUAUAUAAUCACUGUAGUACUUUAGUUUGGCUUCAAAGUAAUUUCACAGAGUACAUGGAUUGCUGACUGGCGGUUGCAAGCCCUGAUGUAUUUUUUUUAUCAGGAAACGAUGCCGCAUAAUAUUACACAUACAUUUAUGUAACUUGGGAAGGACAAUUUUAUAUUUGUGAUGAUAACGUACUCGAACACGUUCAUAUUGACGGAUGGCAAAUUAAGUAAAUUAAUAUUUUAUACUCAGUCAUAUUCAUAUUGUGAUUAAAAUAUAAUUUAUCAAUAUAACUGUUC